Meira miltonrushii is the source of this 2330-nucleotide messenger RNA. RefSeq lists its product as uncharacterized. NCBI's taxonomy places the organism in Eukaryota, Fungi, Basidiomycota, Exobasidiomycetes, Exobasidiales, Brachybasidiaceae. The record is from RefSeq and is a predicted model, not a curated record. The transcript has a single exon. The coding region runs from base 443 to 1849 and encodes 468 amino acids.
CUUUGUCUCUCCCCUUUACUUGACGAUCAACCCAAAUUGCGGAGAAGGUGAUCACAUCAAGAAUAAAAUCUCCGAUUUAUUACUUCUCUCUACCUUCAUCUUCAGCCCAUUCCGUUAUUUCUUGACAGUCUGCACAGACACUUUUUCGCAUUUUCAUCUUCCGGCUUCCUCUCAAAUCAUUUACGCCGCUCAAAGCGGAUUCCGAGAAAACGCAAAGAUCGUUGGCAAGCUAAUUUGACAAUUUAUUGGUUUGGAGCAAGUGUCAGUUGCUAAAGUUACUCAGAAGAAAGUUUAAAUCGUGGAGCACGAUACUGGAUAAAUAUGUCCCUCGUUUCUCAGGUUGGUCUGUUAGCCUAACUUUGGCUAUCUGAGGUCUGAAACGUCAUACUUUUGGUUCAACGGCAACACCCACACGUAACUAUCAAAUUUGGAUGCCUGGAACAUGUCGAAAGCUGCAACAAUGAAACCAUCAAGAGGGCUCGGAUUGGGAGGCGGUUGGCUUUCAAUGGCACCGCAAACUGAUAAUACACCUUAUAGGCCUCAGCCUGUAGCCAUUGUGGACGAACAGAGGGAAACCAAUCAACAACCUCCAUCCGGACCUUCGUCUGAUCAAAAUUCUCCCGUCAUUCCACCUCAUCGUUCUAAACAUGGAGGAUUACAGCCUCAGCCAUCUUCAUCCUCUUCGUCUCACGCUAUUAAAGCAGAAAGUGUACACGCAAAACAAGAGCUCGUAUCACCUCAAUCACAAUCCACAGGACCAUCUGCACUUCCACGCAGAUUGAUUCCUCGGACGAAUGCUAGGUUCAGUGUGGGGGAUUCUACCUCCCAGCCUGCUACACCAGCUUCUCCUGCUCCUUCAAGUCCACCACUCUCUCCUGGUUCUGGAGAUGGUGAUCAAUCGCCUGCAGCUUUUGAUGUUCGGGAUAGCUUUGCCCCUAUGCAAUGGAGUAAAGCUGUUGGUUCUACUGUUCCAUCCUCUUCUAGGAGGACAUCACAGACUGAUGGGGAAGGUAAGUCAGGAAAUCGUCUGCAGCAGGGACAACGGACUGGAAUGGUAGCCAAGCACAAAGCUGAUGUGAUCGUAGAGGAUCACGACGACGAGUCUGAUGGUGAACGGGUAGAAUAUGCAGGUAGGAAAUGGAGAGGAAAGACGGCGAAUGCAAUCGAACAAGAGAUGGAAGCAUUAGGGGAUAGAACUGUGAUGAGUUAUGCACCGGAUGCAGUAUACCUUGCCAGCAGGUUGGAAGGAUUACGUAGGAAUCUGGAAGCUGGAGGAGACCGAUUCAGACGCUGGGCAUGGGAAGACUAUGACCAGAUUGAAGCACAUGGGGACAUUGACGGAGAUCAUGAAAUGGAGGGAACAGAUGUUGUCAUUGCUUCGGCUGCAAAGAAAUUAUCACAAGAAGUUGAGUCUCAGUCCGUCAAUGCUCUGCGUCAUUCUUCGGCGCAAGCGUCAUACCACGCCUCACCUGCAAGAUCUGCUCUUCUCAGCUCAUCAAUUCUCAGUCCAGUACAAGAGGUUCCUGCCGAUCCAAUGUCAACUUCUUCAGUUCAAUAUGGUCAAGAUAUUGCACAAGCCGGACCAUCACAUACUGCUGCAGGCGACGUAGAUAGAGCAGCAAAGGAGGCCGCCCUUGAUGCACGAGUAGAGAUUCGUACUCUGCGUAGACCGGAUUUGGAACAAGUUCGGGAAUUGCAUUGUUAUCAUGGCGAUGGAGAUAAGGUGAGUAAUUCGUUUGUGUUUUCUUUUCCCCUUUUUCCUUGUUUUCUUCUUUUUCUUCAUAUCAUCAAGACUACUGGGUAUUGGUUUCCUUACGAAGUUUCGAUUGUUCUUGAAUACCCUUGGUAGGAUAUCUUUGUCGAUUUGCAAACACAUCAUGUGCCGCUGGCUGCAAUCUUUACUACUCCUACAAAUACGCCAGCUGUUGUGCGAUCGAAAGAGUCAUCAAGGAGAACAAGCACAAGUGCAGAAGAAGUACAAGAGCGUCAAGAGGAGGACAGAGAAGCAAUGGAGCACAAUUACAACUUUACCAUUAUGAGGAACCGCUUGUUCGACGUGUAGAGAUGGAGCUGGAUUUCUAUAUACUUUUUACGACUACCUUUGACAUCUUUGGCAUUCCUUUUGGUGCUCCUUUUCGACACAUCUCUUACAUUCCCACCAUCAAAUCUUCCUCUCCUCCUUCUCUCCUCAUUUCAACAGGUUGAUACAGACACAUACACCACAAGCGCCGCAUUCUUACUACGUCUACUUGUUGAUGAGCAUUAUGUUUGCCUCGUUGCAGUGGCUAAACCCUUACCAGAGCCACCAGCGUUACCGAGGACAAUGUCUC